GAAAACUUUAGGACUUGUCACGUGGUUUUAUUGGCUGUUGUCCAAUCAAAUCGUUCAAACGUGUAGUUUGUAUUGAAGAAGAGGGUUUCCAGCUACAGCAAAGGAAGCAAGCACACUGCUUUCUAGUCAUAGUUUGAGAGUGGUUUCUCUUUGAACUGCCUUUUCAUUCACGCAAUCUGGUGUCAGAGGAGGAAUUUAAUCUGUGAAUCGUUCUAAAACUUCAUCUCGUGUAAGUGCCAAAGCCAUGGGUCGAGGUCAGUUUACUCGCGACAGCAAAUGCUGUCGUUGUUGUAGUUCGUUCUGUCGCAGAGUUCGAACUGAUUUACUACUUGUUCUUAUUGUAAUUGGCGUUGUAAUCGGGUUUGUGAUCGGAGCUCUUGUGAAUGGCCCCGUUAACGACAUCGAAGACGUGGAGGACAAGAAGACAGUUUUGAUGUUGAUUGGCUUUCCUGGAGAGCUUUUUAUGAACAUGUUAAAAAUGCUCAUUCUACCACUGAUCGUUGCCAGCCUGAUCUGUGCUUUGGCGGCGCUAGAUGCGAAAGCCACGGGCCGCGUUGGAAGAAGAGCCCUCCUAUACUACUUCUCCACUACGAUCUUGGCCGUCAUUUUGGGAAUUGUGUUGGUGGUGAGCAUACGACCCGGAAAAGGCCAAAGCAGCGAGGCAGAAAAAGAAGUGGCCGAUUACAGAACGUUGGAUGCUUUUCUAGAUCUCAUCAGGUGAGAUUGUUUAUUUAAUUUAUAAUAUCCUAAUAAGCUCACUUAUGAGCAAAUUACUAUGUGAUAACUUUAUCAGUUGGAACCGAUUCAUUUCCUUGUACUGUUUAUAAUAUCAUCAGCAACCUGCUUUCGCACCUCCAGAGUUUGUUUACGUCCACGUUUUUGGCAGGAUUGAAAAACCGAUAUUAAAAUGGGCUUAGAUCGGCUGAAGAUCACAAUUAACAUUUAGUUGCGAUUUAAGCUGAAAAUUAGUUUAAGCAAAAGUUUAUGUCACUUUCAUGGAAUUCCCUUAAUGUUUAGUGAUUCUUUCAUUUUACUUUUGAGCAAGUUGCGCAAUGUAUUAAAAACACUUGUGCUUUUAAAUUCACACCAGAGGUAGUUUCUCGUGUAGUACACUUUCGUAAUAUUUGUUUUUCAGUCUAACCGCCCCACUGGGUGAGGUUUCUCUUCAUUUAGGCUGCCAAAUAGAGGAGGUGCAUGUAGAGGACAAACAAUGCACUUAUUUGCAUCAGAAUGGUUUAUUUAAAGCUUUAAUUAAAACCGUUGUGUGAUCCCUUUCAAUCUUUCUGUCUAACUGUUUCACGCAAGCUUUAAGGUUCAUUUCUUCGUCCAGAAUUCUCUGAGACAAACAUACUUCGCGCAAUGAAUUGUAGCCAUGGCCACACUUCUACGCAUUAUUUUAAAUUAUAAAUUCACGUUGAUUCUUCUCAGGUUUGAAUUUCUUUUCCCUGAAUUUUUUGUUGUUUGAAAGUGGCUGUAGCUGUGUUCUAAAAUAUCUUUGAUCAACAAGACAUGUACAGACUAUGACGUUUCAGCUGUCUUGGAAGCUUAAGUAUGUUCUAUUCAAUAAAUGAUUUAAGGCCCGAGAGCCUUCUGCUAGCUUUGGAUGGGUCUUGAAAAUCAAAGGACAUGAUGGGCUGUAAGGUUGCAGUCACACCAAUGAAUAUCAAGGUCAGGUUAUAAUAACCCCAUUGAACAAGGUUUUAUCGUAUUCAGGGGUCCUUGGCAUCGAACACUGUAUUUCACAUGGCAGCCUGAUCUCCCCCUAGUGCUGAAAAACAUUUAAGCCAAUCAAAAAUUGGAUCAAACAUUGCACUUCACAUGGGCCUGGAACUCAUUAGUUAAAGCUACAUGUAAGUACAAUAGGCAACAGAUGCCUGCAACGUGUUUUGCAUCAUUGUUGCAAAACAAAUUAAAAAGUGAUGUUGCACUGUUACUACCCGCAAUUAUUAACCUGUCAAAUCAGGUUGUUGCUGUUUGGGAAAAGUUGUUGGAGAAAGUAGAGAGUAUUUAGCUACUUUAGCUACUUUUUAGCUACUGAUUUGUCACAAGACAGGUUUGAUUUGUGUUCGCUAAAAUGCACAGCAUCGUUUUCCAGCUUGUUUUGUAGCAAAUGUUGCAGAACAAGUUGCAUGUCUUUGUUGCCGGUGUUACCCUACAAUAUGUAGCUUUGUCUUUGAGUUGGUCUCAUGUAUAGUGCAAUCUUUGACUUAGUUUAAAGUUCAGCUGAUUUCAUUUGGAUCAUUUGAGGCAUUCUUAAAGUGGAGAUCUGCUUGCCAUUGCAAAACUAUAAGCCCAUAUAGAUGUCUUCCCUGGUAAGAAGAACAUGAUUGAUGAAGCAAAAAAUGUAAACACUGUCUUAAAUGUUUACUUUAAUGGCCAUGUAUUAUUGAAGAGCAAUGGCAGUUUGUUUGUUUUCCUUUGUUUUCAAAAGAUAAUGUAAGUUACCUGUGCCUGCAUACAACUCCCACCCACUCACAGAAAGAAUACAUAUCCUUUACAGUAUUACCAGGGUGCAAAGAAAAUCAUUUUUGCAGCUUGCCAUUCGGGCAAGCUGAAGCUAGCAUUUACUAACCCAGACGUCAUUUUAACUAGCCCCCAAAACUUUUUGACUCGCAGAAUUGAUUUCACAGUUCUUCUGUAAUUCAAAUUCCUCAUAAAACAUCACUCGGCUAUCGGGCAAGUUAAAAACAGAAUUCACUAGCCCGAUAGCAAAAUCCAUUAGCCCCGGGCUAUCAGACACUACUUUCUUUGCACAUUGAUUACCCUCAAGACACAAAUAUCACCAUUUACAAUAAUAUUAUUACUUUUCUUUUCGUCUUUGUGAUCGUUAGGAGCUGUUUUCCCAGCAAUAUUGUUGCAGCUACCUUUCAGCAGGUAAAAAUGACUGAUUGGUUUAUCACUGAUCAUUGAAUUUAUUCAUUUAUACAAUAGCUAAGAUAGUAUGCAUGCUCUGAUUGGCCAAGAGGCAUGUUUGCAUGAGAGUAUGUAAACAUGGUUGUGACAUCAAGAUGUUUUGCUUUUCUUGUGCUAAUCACGCAAGCUCGAAUUUGAAAAGUUUUUGAGUUCAAAACUCAACAAGUUUUCUUUAUUUACCCAUUCCUUCGUUGGCUGAAACUUGGAAAAUCUUGGCAAACAAGCUGUGUCAAUUUUGUUUUUGCUUAUACUGACAUUUCUGUUUGUUUAUUUUUUUUUGUUCAGAAAAAAACUAAAUACACCUCUGCCGAGGACAAGAUAAGUUACAUCAAUAAAACAAUCAAUGCAACAACUGGUAACUAUACAUUGGAAAAAGUGGUUAAGCCAGGUUCCAAGACUGUUCCUGAUGGAACUAUGACUGAUCCUAAAGGGUCCUUAAAUGUCUUAGGAUUGGUUGUAUUUUCUAUUGUGUUUGGAGUUGUUUUGGGAAGAAUUGGCGAGCGAGGCAUGCCCCUAAAAGCAUUUUUUGAAGCUCUGAAUGAGGUGAUUAUGAAGAUGGUUGCUUUGGUCAUGUGGUAAGUUUGAUGUCUAAUACAGAAAUGUACAACUGUAAUUCGCUGCUGCCUUGAUGGUUUGAAUAGUUGAUCCUGGAGUUACAUCAGUUACAUCAUAUUUUAAGUUACUUAAUACUAAUAAAUAUUAUUAUUAUUUAUAACACCCUUGAAAAGAUGUUGAUGGGCAAUAAAGUACCUUAAAUGCAGGCCGUCUGAUAUUGUGCGAUUUUGCGCAAUUGACUUCAAAUCGCAUCUGAUCACACAAUAUGAGGAAAAUUGCAUAAUUCGUAAAAAAAAAAAAAAGAUGCUGAAUUCAAGUAAAAUAAACAUUAAAUUCUAACUUUAAGCAAACAUUUUCCCAAUCUUAUUGUUUAAGGUAAUUUACCACUAAAGAAAACCUUGCAAGACAUCUAAAACCAUCGACCGUGGCUGGGCAUUUUGAUUUCAGAGACAAUCAUUGUGGUCAGCAGUGUAACGGCAUCAUGUAUUAUUAAACAAGUGUCCUUUUUCUUUCUGUCUAUUUGUUUUCUUUUCCAUGUCAAGAUAAUUGGACAAAUUUAACUAUUUUGUUUUAAAAUAGAUGUUUCAUUGUUCUUUUACAUUCAAAUUUGCCUGUUGAACAACAUUAUUUUUAUAGUCCUAUCUUAUCGCACAAUCUACCCUGAAAAUAUCGCACAAUUUCUGAUUCUGUCUCAGCAAUAUUUUUGUGGAAUAAGUAUAACUAUAAUAUGCAUGGAAACACUUUUUCAAGUUUGAACAAGUAAGGACGUGACUGCAUAGCAAAAGUAGAGACAAUUAGUUUAAAUGACAUUAGUUCAUCAGUACAUCUACAGUGUUUAGUCUAAAUUUAUUUUAUUUAGACGGUAAAGUCAUUUCUGAUAUUGCACCAACUAUAUUACUGUAAAUGUUAAGCAAAACAAUCAUCAAUUUAUACAAUACUCGGGGAUAGCUGAUAGAAAUAAUAGAAGUGACAGGUAAACAUUUAUAAAAAAUGUCUCUUAAAGGAAAAUGGAAAUAUCUACACUAGCUGUGUACAAAAAUAAGGGAAUGAAGUUAAAUGAUGUAAAAGCCAAGGGGAAAGUAAGUAACUUAGAAUUAAUUUAAAAAGAUGAGGAAUAGGACUUAACUCUUUCUCCAGUGACCCUGAUCCUACCUUAACAGAGUUCAAUGAGACUGCAGACCUGUGAUAAUCAAGAUUCAGCCAAUUCAAACCUAAUUUUUCUGACUUUCAAUGUUCAUCACUGUUUUUUGCUUCUAGGGUUUCGCCGAUCGGCAUUUGCAGUUUGAUAGCAGCUAAGGUGGCAGCAAUGGACGACAUCGUCCAAUCAUUAGACAUGGUUGGAAAGUACAUGGCAACUGUGAUUGCUGGUUUGUUUAUACAUGCGCUUAUCAUCAUACCAUUGCUUUAUCUGAUAGUGGUACGCAAGAAUCCUAUCAGAUAUUUCAUUGGCUUGAGGGAUGCUAUCAUCACAGCAUUUGGAACAUCAUCAAGGUUGGUACAUGUACAUGAAAAGUUGACAUUUCUUAUUACAAUGUAGGUUUCCAAAUUUAUAAACUGCCAUAGAAUAUACAUGUAUUACAUGUAGAAUGGCUUUUCUCAAUCCAUGUAAUGAUGAUAAUGAUGACGAUGAUGAUAUUAAUUCUUAAAAAUCUUCCCAUUCAAAGCCCUUAGAACCUCUUCUUGUAAAUGACCACCUCUUGUAAGCAAUCCCAAGUCUUCUUUUUGUACUGCUGGUAUGGUUUUCCAUUGGUUUUAACCCAUUGAAAGUGACCACUUGACUCAUGGUGCGGUCUCUUUGUUUGCUGUAAUGUACUAUAAUGCCACUCAGAGCAUACAAAGAAGUACUUUCACUGAUGUAUACAUAACUUAGAAAUUGCAUGCAAUAAUUUCUCUGCCAAUAAGUAGAAUGUCUUGCGAUCUCCUCUCGGAAGACACCACCCUGUGGUGCGAUUCUCGUAAGUGACCACUAUAUUUUCUUAUUUCGGGUUGUCGCUUACAGGAGGUUCAACGUGUAUAGAAGUUUAGCAGGGAAAUAAGUAUUGACAUUGCAUUAAGUUUAACUGGACCCUAUUUUCUCUGUCCGUGCAAAAGAUUUUUAACGCCCAUUACUGCAUAAGAUUAAGCCUAUAAAAUUAAAUAUGUACACAUAAGUAACACGCCAUUUUAUUAUUGACUCUCUCUAGUUCGGCGACUCUGCCCACCACCAUGCGCUGUAUUGAGGCUCAUAACAAGGUUGAUCCUCGUAUCAGUCGUUUUGUGUUGCCGCUUGGUGCCACAGUGAACAUGGAUGGAACAGCGCUUUAUGAAGCUGUUGCUGCUGUGUUUAUUGCACAGGCCAAUGGUAUUUCAUUGAAUGUUGGACAGCUGAUUACGACAUGGUAAGAUACUGUUAAACUUAUUUAACCUUCAUAAACUUAAAAGCUUCCUGAUGCCAAAAGUAAUAUUCAUACUUUUUCAUUUUACUGCAAUAAUAUCGAUCUCCUAAAUCUUUUGCAAUUAUUAAUUAUUUGUGGAAUAAUGAUUAUUCCAUAAAUAAUCUCAAGCAAAGUUAACACUAAGAUAAUGAAAAAACAAACGGUUCUAAUACUAAAAAGUCUUUAACUUUUAAUAUUUAUUAAGUUAUCCUUUCCAAAGAAUACAAGACAUGCAGUGAUUAUAAUCUUUACACCUUGCCUAUCUAACUUCAUCUUCCACAGUUAAAACUGCGGGAAUCUUGGCUCUUUGUAAGGCACUUUUCAAAUUGUGUAUCAGAUUAGUCAGCUAAAACUGUCAAGAUUGAGAGAAAAAUAAUUUUGGUCAGGAUGUUGGCUUUGAAGAGCCCUUUCGGUGACAUUCACUGUUAGUAUACCUGCCAACUCUCACGCCUGCGGGUUGAAAACUUCGAUCUCACGCCGGCUCACGCCUGCGGGCCAAUUUCUCACGCCUGAUUGAAAAAUGUGAGUUGUUGCCGUCCUGCUUGACACAAUUUCCAAACAUAUGUUAACUCAGACCCAUGUAAGGAACGAAAACCAUCUGUAAAAUGAAUAAAUGGCAGUACCUUCCUCGCGAUCUCUGAUUUUUGAAGUGAAAAGCACUGGGAGCGAGCUCGCCUUUGGCAGACUUAUGCAGACUUCGGACGUCUUCGGAAGACUUCGGACUUCUUCGGGAAUCUUCGGAAAUGAUCGUGUCGUCUUCAAAAAUCCCAGCACUCCCAGGAUAAAAAUCUCAUGCUUAUAUCUCCGAAAAAGUUGGCAGGUAUAUGUUAGUAAAGCCAAGAACACUUGCAGGAAGAGUUAGUCAUCAAAUUUUUGUAUAUUCCCGUUUUACAGAGUAUAAAUUAUUAUUUUUUCAUUAAAGCAUCACUGCCACUGCAGCCUCAAUUGGUGCUGCAGGAAUUCCACAGGCAGGCCUGGUUACCAUGGUGCUUGUCCUACAAGCUGUUAAUUUACCUACUGAAGACAUUGGUCUCAUCCUAGCUGUUGACUGGUUUUUGUAAGUAGAUGUUACUGUACUCAGACCUCAAAAAUACUCACACCAAAGGGACAGACCAAACAGGGCAUAUUAAAAACCUAGGGGUGUUUACAUACACAGCCAUUUUGAGAAAGGUUGUUGGAAAAAGUGUGCACUCGACUAUUUCAAAGGGUAAUAUGGGAUAUACUGUUCUUGACACUGCUUUUGUUGCUUUCCUUUAGCACUUGCAAACAUAUAUCCGUGGUUUCUUGUGCCAUUCUUUCAAAUUUCUUUGAAAAACAGUUACGUCAAAACCACCCAUAUUACCUCCCGGGAUUGUUGCGUGAACUUUUUCCAACAACCUUUCUCAAAAUAACGGUCUAUUACUCUGUCUUAUUGGACAUUGCUGUAAGUUGACAUCUAGUGUUGGCCCUUGUUAUUCUCUAGGCUUUUUCUUUCACUCUUUGUGAGUGCUGUUACCAAGGUUUCAAGUUGCCAUGUACAGUUCGUGUGAUACGUACAUAUGUGUAAUAGAAGUUAGGGAAUUCUCUUGGUACCAUUCGGUUUCCUUUGAUUCCUAUGAGUUUUGAAUUUACCCCAUUUUUCUCAAAAUUGUUACCUGUUUUUGAUCUUAGUAGGCAAAUGUAUUUCAACACUGACAAACUAUUUUGUUAUUAAGGAGCAAAUUUUGACAGUCUGUAUUUCAUAUAAGACUAAGUAAAAUGCCCUAACGGCUCACCCAUGUAAUAAUUUGGGGACUGGGUGAAUGUGUGUUUAUGGGUGGGGAGGGGGGGGGGGGCUGUAAAAGAAACUACAUGUACCUAAAGAUUUGAGAUCUCAAGUGUUUUGCAUUUCUGUGGGUAGGGAAACUGCAAUGAAAACAUAACGUGUCACUUGAAAAAUCAAAUGUUUUCUUUCAUUCCCCAUUUGCAGAGAUCGUAUCCGAACAGCUGUUAAUGUUAUGGGUGAUGCUUUUGGAGCCGGUAUAGUGGAGCACCUUUCACGGGAUGAUUUGAUGAGCAUGGAUUUUACGCAGCGUGAAGAUGCUGUUCCACUGGAACCAUAUGAGCGAUAUACACCUAAGAAAGAAGAAGCCAAUGAUGUGCGAGCCAGCGAUGCUUCCCUCCGGGCGACUGACUUCUGAAAAUGAUGAAAAUGGUAGCUGUUUACAGUCAUCAACUAAGAAACCUGCUACUAAGAACCCGGUAGGCUAAAAUUUACCAGUUAGGCCCCCUCUAAACAAGAACCUCUUUAGCCUAAAAUUUGAAACAGGUUCUUAUUUUCUGAAAUCUAUAAAAAAAAAGGCUGUACAAUAAGAUAUCUUGUAAGUCAACAUUCAGGAUCCUCUAUAGAGCCUUGUCACUCCAACUCGUUGGUGCCUUAUCACUCCAACGCAAUUUAGUGGUAUGCAAAUUUGAUAUAAUUAUAAGGAAUAAGCGAAAUACCACUAAAUUAAUGCUCUUAGCUACAAGGUAUUUCUUUCUUCAGAAAAUAUUAAAAGAUAUCCUAAACGUGUACUAAUUACCAUUUAUGUAAGAACCUGUUUUGGCUAACUCGGGAAAAUGUUGGUUCUUAGUUGUGGGUUUUUACUUGAAGCCCUAUAGUGUACUAAGUUAAAAUAGUCAACCUGUUCUGGUUAUUUGUUACUUACGGUAUGUGAAGUUAAAGCUCGCAUGCCAAAUAUGGAACUGUUUGCUAGUUUUUAGCUGGUCUAUCUUGAAAGGGAAUACAACACCUUUUAGAGAAUUCUACUUUGGUAAUUUGUUAGUUAAAGGCAGAACUUAUGCAUUUGUAUAACUGGGGAAAUAAUCAACUAUUAUUGAUGAAUAAUUAUUUAGCCUGCAUAGCAGUUAUUGCAUGGGGAAAAGGAGCAUGGGAUGUGAGAAAGAACCAAAAAAUAGGCCAGCGUGGGGAGGGUGAAGAAAGUGUACAUUUGAGUGCAAACUGGAGCAGUGAAAAAUGCAGACUGUGCACUGACUGCGGACCAUUGUUUUUAGCGUUAGAAAACAAUGGGACUAUUGUUGUCAUGUACUCAUUUGCAUGGUGAAAACAAUAGUUUGCAGACUGUGUUUUACGCUGACCGAUUAUAUAAUUAUAGGUGGUCAACCCACCUAAAUGCUUCUUCAUUGCAUGUGAAUAUUUACCUUAUAUUGUCAUUGGUGGAUUUCCAUGUAAAAAUUUGACUUGAGAAUCUGUGCCCACUAAUGAAAGUAUAAACUGACAUAAUAAGCAGAGUUCACUGACUGUGCAAGUAAUUAGAUGUUAAUCCUGAUGGGAUAGAGGGAAAUUUGGAGCAUAUGACUUAUACUGUCAAUACGAUACAAGCCUUGAUUUGACUUGAAAGAGAUUUUGUAUUGUUCAAGAUGGUUUUGAGAAAUUUGAACCACUAUUUUAAAACAAUUUUGGAAACAAUCUUUUUUUUAACUUUUUACAGAGUGUACACAACACACUGCAAACAAAUUGCUCCACAGAUAUCCAGCAUUCCUUUAUCAGGGUUAAGAAGUCAGCUAAUUUAGUUUUUCUAUCUGACAAAUAGGGUGAACGUUUAGCCAUUUCUCAGACUUAAGUGUUUGGUUUGGCUAAGUCAUGAAAGAAGUGUACAGUUGUAGAAAGUGUACAGUAGAUUUUUAAUGAACCAGUUUCUUUUCUUGUGGUUUUCGCACAAGACUAAUAGUAUAGGCCAUUGGUGAGUUGCCCAAUCCUCUGUUUCUAAUCUAACUAAAUUAGCUGUUCUAGAAAGGAGCUGGUUCUAAAAAAAGAUUUGGAUUGACAAGGGAUAACUACCGAAUUGUAAUGCUAUUAUAUGCCCCAAGCUGAGCAAAUUGAGUGAAAAGUUCUUCAAGCUUAAAUGCGUUUACUUUUAGCCCGAAUUUCAACCGUCUCCUCGAGACGCGAUCGCGAGGAGACAACUGAAAUUCAGGCAAGUUUGCUUUCACAAAGCUCAUAAAUUCAAAGCUAUCAAUAACUGAACUAAACAAAGUAGUUUAAUCUUUUGAUCUUUUGCAAUAGCUUUUAUUAUUAUUAUCAUCAUCUUUCAGUGGGAGGUGAAUAACAUUUAGCUCGCUUUAUAACAUUUGGC
Messenger RNA from Porites lobata, 9976 nucleotides. The record is from the annotation of a GenBank genome assembly. NCBI's taxonomy places the organism in Eukaryota, Metazoa, Cnidaria, Anthozoa, Scleractinia, Poritidae.